UUUACUUUAUCUAUCUACCUUUUUUCUUUCUAAAAAUUAUUCACCUCCUAGGGUUCUAGGGUCUUCACUAUUCUUAUUUUUUGAUUUCCAGUUUUACCCUUUCUCGUUUCUACUUCACGGAUUGUGAGCUCUGCACUUGGGCGGCUUAAGUUCUCCGGUUUUUCAGUUACAAGAAUUGUGAAAGAACAUAUUGCCGAAUGAAGUUUGCAUUGUAAUAUGGAAGAAGGACUAGCUGACGAAGUAGCUCCAAUAGAUGGAGCUGAGGGGCCUCACCUUCAGGGCAAAGAGGUUGAGUAUUUGGCGAAACCUGACAGCUGCAGCAUGUUGGAGUCUCAAGAAAUGGUGAUACCGGGUGAGGUUAAUGCUCUUGAGAGCUCUUUCCACGUUCUUGGAGCUGUGUUGGAAGGUAGGAAUGCAUUGGAACAUGGGUGUACUAGCCCUUGCACUCUUGACGAUGCAAAUGACAUGGUUGAAGAGUUAACUGUGAGAAAUUACAAUGGUUCUAACUUACCCAUGGUUGGUACAUCAAAUAAUAGAGAAAGAAUGCAGAUGAGGCAGAACCAUUGGCAAUAUUUUUAUCAUUUGGUAGGUGGAUCAGGAAGUGGGGAUUCAUGUGGCAACGGGGACAAUGGUCAGGCAAUGCCAAGUAUGUCACGGGAUGUAGGAUAUGCAUCUUGUUCUGAAUUUUCAGGUCACAAACCUUUGAGUGAUGGGCGGAAUGAAGCAACAGAACAAUUGAUGAGUGGUGACAAUAAUGAGGUUUCGGGCAGUCUGCUAUCUCAUGGAGGUAUCAAGACGAAGAUUCUAUCAAAAUCCGGAUUUUCUGAAUUUUUUGUUAAAACUACAUUGAAAGGUAAGGGAAUUAUAUGUAGAGGUCCAUCUCAUGGUGUAUCUAGAGUUGAGCCUAGACAUCAGGAUAACACAAAAUCUACUGGGGAAACUAUGGUGUCUCCUAAUCUUCCAGUGAAGGCUGCUGGAAGCCCUGUGGUGGCUUCUAAUACUGAACUGAUCUUGGGUAAUAGAACCGGUAUGACUUCUUCCAAUAGGAUCAUAGGGCUGAAGGCUAGUGAGUGUGAUCAUGAUGGGAUGAACUUGAGAGAAUGGCUGAAAGCUCAGUGUCAUAAAGCAAACAAAGCUGAGCGCUUGUAUGUAUUCAGACAAAUCGUGGACCUGAUUGAUUAUUCUCACUCUCAAGGAGUUAUCUUGCGUGAUUUGCGCCCAUCUUGCUUCAAGUUGUUGCAAGCUAAUCAGGUUAGAUAUAUUGGUUCAGGUGUCCAAAGAGGACUUCUAGAUACCGUCUUGGAUAAAGAUUUCCCCCCUUCAGAGAACUUUCUGAUUAGGAGAAGGCCAAUGGAGCAGGGGCUGAUUUCCUCAGUUGGUAAUUGUGCUAAAAAGCAGAAGUUCAAUGAGAACACAAACUUGACUCGGUGGCCUCUGUGUCAUUCUAGAGCUGGCCUCAAAAUUGAGACAAAAAAUAAUACACAAUUUUCUUACAAUGAAUCUAGUGAGCGUUGUCCAAAUACAGAAUUCAGCAAUUCUGGGAUCCCUCGUGUGUCUGAUACAGCUCAGCAGCAGUCAACCUCUGUGAAUGAGCAGUUGGAAGAAAAGUGGUAUGCAAGUCCAGAGGAACUUAAUGAAGGUGUUUGCACGGUUUCAUCAAAUAUUUACAGUUUGGGUGUGCUGCUCUUUGAGUUGCUUUGUCAUUUUGAAUCUGAUAGAGCGCAUGCUGCAGCAAUGUUAGAUCUACGUCAUAGGAUUUUUCCUCCAACUUUUCUGUCAGAAAAUCUCAAGGAAGCUGGAUUUUGUCUUCGGCUACUUUAUCCAGAACCUUCUUUACGCCCAACAACCAGGGAUGUCCUACAAUCUGAGGUAAUUAAUGGAUUCCAGGAAGUAUUUGCAGAAGAAAUAUCAUCAUUCAUUAACCAAGAUGAUACUGAAACAGAGCUAUUAUCGCAUUUCCUUAGUUUAUUGAAAGAGCAAAAGCAGAAGCAUGCCUCUAAACUAGUAGAAGAUAUUACAUGCUUAGAAGCAGACAUUGAAGAGGUUGAGGGAAGGCACUGUUCUAGAAAACCUUUAACUUAUUCUUCCAUUAAUGCGAGGGAAUAUAGGCACCUUGGUAAAGAACCCUCAAUUUCGGCGGUGCAUUCUAGCAUAUACCCAUUUUCCAGUGCCAAUGAAACAAGGUUAAUGAGAAAUAUUAAUCAGCUUGAAUCUGCUUAUUUCUCUAUGAGAUCGAGAGUCCAGUUUCAUGAUACUGAUUCUAUGACGCGGCUAGAUAAGGAUUUACUAAAACAUCGUGAGAACUGGCAUUUGGCACAAAACUAUGAAGAAAUGCCAAAUCCUACUGAUAGCCUUGGAGCCUUCUUUGAUGGUUUGUGUAAGUAUGCUCGUUAUAGCAAGUUUGAAGUCUGUGGGAUAAUGAGAAGUGGGGACUUCAACGGCUCUGCCAAUGUAAUCUGUUCCUUGAGUUUUGACCGUGAUGAGGAUUACUUUGCUGCCACUGGGGUCUCUAAGAAAAUAAAGAUAUUUGACUUUAAUGCACUCUUUAAUGACUCUGUUGAUAUUCAUUAUCCAGUCAUUGAGAUGUCAAACAAAUCAAAGCUUAGCUGUGUUUGCUGGAAUAACUAUAUCAAGAACUAUCUUGCUUCUACCGACUUUGAUGGUCUGGUUAAGUUAUGGGAUGCAAGCACUGGUCAAGCUAUCUUUCAUUAUCCUGAGCAUCAAAAGAGAGCUUGGUCUGUUGACUUUUCUCAGGUGUGUCCAACAAAAUUAGCUAGUGGCAGUGAUGAUUGUUCUGUGAAACUAUGGAGCAUUAAUGAGAGAAGCUGCUUAGGCACCAUCAGGAACAUUGCAAAUGUCUGCUGUGUUCAGUUUUCUGCUCACUCCACUCAUUUACUGGCAUUUGGAUCUGCGGAUUACAAAACAUAUUGCUAUGAUCUUCGGAAUACCAGAGCCCCAUGGUGUGUUCUUGGCGGUCAUGAUAAAGCUGUGAGCUAUGUGAAAUUCCUGGACUCAGAAACUGUAGUUACUGCUUCCACUGACAACACAUUAAAACUUUGGAACCUCAAUAAAACUAUUAGUGGUGGCCUCUCCUCUAAUGCUUGCAGCUUAACCUUUCGUGGGCAUACUAACAAGAAGAAUUUUGUGGGAUUAUCCGUUGCUGAUGGUUAUCUAGCUUGUGGUUCAGAAACGAAUGAGGUUUAUGCUUACUAUAGAUCUCUGCCUAUGCCAAUUACUUCGCAUAAAUUUGGGUCCAUUGAUCCCGUUUCUGGAAAAGAGACCGAUGAUGACAAUGGGCUGUUUGUAUCAAGUGUUUGCUGGAGAGGGAAAUCAAGCAUGGUUGUUGCAGCAAAUUCUAGUGGAUGUGUUAAAGUGUUGCAGAUGGUUUAAGGAGAAGGUUAAUUGCUGGCAUCAUUUUUGGAACCUGAGGGUCGCCAAGGUUGCUUCUGGAGGCUUAUUCUUCAUUGCAGUGAGCCAGGGUUCAGGCAAAUAUGUAUCAUAAAUGGGACGACGCUGAGUCUGAGUGGCUCAUUAUAAGGCUUUGAUGCGUAGAAUAUACUAUGCAAAGUCAGCCAAAGUGGAGUUGCGGUUCCAUGUUAUAAAAAUUAGCCAGAACUAGAUUCAAGUGAAACUUUUACAGGCCUAAGAAUCCGGAAUAUCAUGAUGCCUCCAGUGUCCCGAGAUAAACUAAUGUAUAAGAGGCAUUCCAUCUCGGUUCUUGGAGCAAAGAUUGUGUGGUAUUUGGAUGGGUCUUAUUUCUAAUAUUGCUCCUUAAAACAGAUGUGCAGUCCUUUUUGUCUUUUCAAUAAAGGACUAGCGUGGUUUGUUUAUAAUAUAGCUUAGAGGUGUUAUAUAUAAUUGAUAAUUUACUCGAUUUUAGGGAAUUCUUUAUUGGGUUGUAACUAAGCAUUCAAUAAUUCUAUGUAACCAUGGUUUUUACCUCUGUAAAUCUACCAAAAUUUGAUGUA
Durio zibethinus is the source of this 3968-nucleotide messenger RNA. Its product is annotated as protein SPA1-RELATED 2-like. NCBI's taxonomy places the organism in Eukaryota, Viridiplantae, Streptophyta, Magnoliopsida, Malvales, Malvaceae. The record is from RefSeq and is a predicted model, not a curated record. Gene Ontology annotation, biological process: protein phosphorylation; photomorphogenesis. Gene Ontology annotation, molecular function: ATP binding; protein kinase activity; protein binding.